Messenger RNA from Pectinophora gossypiella (pink bollworm), 1108 nucleotides. Its product is annotated as protein lethal(2)essential for life-like. The transcript has a single exon. Bases 175 to 789 code for a protein of 204 amino acids. Lineage: Eukaryota; Metazoa; Arthropoda; Insecta; Lepidoptera; Gelechiidae. The record is from RefSeq and is a predicted model, not a curated record. Gene Ontology annotation, biological process: protein refolding; response to heat. Gene Ontology annotation, molecular function: protein folding chaperone.
CGGGCGGCAUUUCAUGUUGAAUUCGAUUGCAAGACACAACCACGAGUGCAUUCUCCGAGUUUUCGGUGCGAAUACGCGUUUAACGAGUGAUUUUUACAAGUGAUACCACUUCAAAGGAGAUCUACCUUUUCUCUGAUUGCAAAUUCGGUAACAUCAUCAUCUGAUACAAGAAAAAUGAAGAAUUUAAAACUGGUAGGCGCUUUUGCUCUUGUAUUCCUAAGCACAGGAAUACUUGCAGACGACAAGUGCCCGCAAAGUUCGGGAAGGAGGAGUAGUUUGAUGAACCAGAUGUUACCAGAUCAAGACUUCGGGCUGUCCUUCGGUCCUCACGACUUCCUAUCCAUGAUGUCGCCUUUCGUGUUCCGUGACUACUACAGACCUUGGAGGCGACUAGCGGCCUUGACUAAAGACUUGGGAUCGACUAUUAAGACCGAUAAAGACCAAUUUAGCAUCAACUUAGACGUCCAGCACUUCUCUCCAGACGAAAUUACAGUGAAGACAGUCGAUGGAUACGUCGUGAUCGAGGCUAAACACGAAGAGAAACAGGAUGAACAUGGUUACAUUUCCCGCCAAUUUGUACGACGAUACUCGUUACCCGAAGGCACUGAGCCGGACUCUGUAGUGUCCCAGCUAUCUAGUGACGGAGUCUUAACCGUUACAGCGCCGAGAAAAGCCAUAGAAGGGGCUAAAGAGAGAAUCAUUCCCAUAACACAGACAGGACCUAUAAGGAAAGAGGCUGCCAGGCAAAAAGAUACGUGUGAAAGUGAUGCGUGUGUUUCUGACGAGUAAAAAGGACUUAAAAAGUGCCGGAUUCUAAUAGUUCUCAGAUAAUAUUUUGUUGGUAAUUUUAAUUUACCUGUUUGCUGAAUGGCGAAUACCUAUUUCUACUCAGUGAUUGUAAAAUUCUGGUACUUUACUUAAACAACUCUUAGGUAUAUCCCUUUUAAGCUUUAGCUUUUAGCUUAAUUCUCUUAUAAGAGCUUAAAAUUGCAAAAAUGUCACAAAUUUAAUUGAGUAAAGUACCAGAAUUUGUCGUAGUCUAGUCUAUAACACUAAUAAGUUUUAUAAGACUGAUUUUAAAAUAAAUUUUAAGAAUGAACAGCUUAAA